CUGAGAUCCAAGCUGGCUCCGGGCGUAAGAUUUACAUACCUCCGCCCUGCCACUUUGGACCUCAAAAUUUUUUAGAUUGCUGAACAAUGCCCUACCUAGUAGACACGCAAGUCGCCAAAUUCAUCCGGCUCAUCGAGAGCAAGUACCUGUGCACUGACACGGAGCUGCGGCCAGUCGAUAUUGCGCGCAAAGUCCAGUAUCUGACCCUUGACGUGAUUUCGACCAUUGCGUUCGGGGCAGGAGUCGCUGCCGCUCAUGCAGAUGAUUGCUCUGCUGCCCGGGUUGCAUCGCCAAAGAAGUCGUCGCAGAGCGAUAUGGACCAAAAUAAAAUCACCAAGCCGGACAUGCUGGGCUCGUUUGUUGCCCACGGCCUUAGCCAGAGGGAUGCGGAAGCAGAAUCCCUGGUCCAGAUCGUCGCCGGCUCCGACACAACCGCCACAACCCUCCGCAUCGCCCUCCUCCUCCUCACAACCUCCCCCAAAACCUACACAACCCUCGCCUCCGAAAUCGACAGAGCCAUCUCCCAAUCUCGCAUCUCCUCCCCAGUCACUGACGCCGAAGCCCGUGCCCUUCCGUACCUGCAAGCAUGCAUUAAGGAGUGCUUCCGUUUCUGGCCCCCGAUCACAGGCAUCAUGCCGCGCAUCUGUCCGCGAGAGGCCAUGGUGUGCGAAGUGUUUGGUGGGGACGCGGAGGUGUUUUCGCCUGGCCGGUGGCUGGAGAGGAGGGAGUUCUCUCAGGAUGAGAGUAAUGGGGAAAGGGAGGCGGAGAGGGUGAACGUGAAUCGGAUGGAGAGGACGGUGGAGCUGGUGUUUGGGCAGGGGAAAUGGGGGUGUUUGGGAAAGCCAAUCUCGCUGCUGGAGAUUAACAAGGUGCUUGUUGAGCUACUCCGCCGCUUCGACUUCGCCAUCCUCAACCCCGCGCAUCCGAUGGAUACGUUCAACUAUGGCGUGUCCAUGCAGAAAAAAUUUGUAUAUGAAGAUAUCACGGCGGAUGUUUGUUCCUCAGCUGAGUCCCUUGGGGGUUGUGGUUUGGGGGGUCAUAUAUUUAUAUCUAUAUAA
This is a messenger RNA of Blastomyces gilchristii SLH14081, 1058 nucleotides long. RefSeq names its product benzoate 4-monooxygenase cytochrome P450. Lineage: Eukaryota; Fungi; Ascomycota; Eurotiomycetes; Onygenales; Ajellomycetaceae. Gene Ontology annotation, molecular function: iron ion binding; oxidoreductase activity, acting on paired donors, with incorporation or reduction of molecular oxygen; heme binding. Bases 87 to 1058 code for a protein of 323 amino acids. The record is from RefSeq and is a predicted model, not a curated record. The transcript has 6 exons.